Messenger RNA from Musa acuminata subsp. malaccensis (wild Malaysian banana), 1899 nucleotides. RefSeq lists its product as uncharacterized. Gene Ontology annotation, molecular function: methyltransferase activity. The record is from RefSeq and is a predicted model, not a curated record. Gene Ontology annotation, biological process: methylation. NCBI's taxonomy places the organism in Eukaryota, Viridiplantae, Streptophyta, Magnoliopsida, Zingiberales, Musaceae.
CAUGCUACCUGAUUCUGCACCUUCAAGUUCAUUUAUCAGGAUCAACCUCUCAAGCCACUCAGCAGAAACCUGUGGAUGACAGCCACCCAAAUCAAGAAUGCAAAUGCACCAAAGACAGAACACAACCAAAACUGGGGUUUGGAGUGAACUGUGCCCUGCACUCCAGGCUUGAACAAAAGGGCCAAUUUGUCUGCUAUUCGAAGAAAUCGACCUCUCACAUGGAGCUUUGGGAAGCUAAAGCCAAUGCAGCGCCUUCCUCCUGACGAGGUGAUAAGAGUUCUCUUCUUUUCUGCUGGUCUGAGGACCUUAUCAGGCCAAUGCAACAGCCGACUUGAGCUCCACUUGACCCAGGCUGAACUAUCUCUCUCUCAUGCGGCUACCACUUACAUGACCAUAGCUUCUUUUGGGACCUGGAAUGCCUCCAAUAAUGGGUGGCCAGAAUCCAAUGCAACAGUGGAACAUAUCCAAGCAGAACAUAAACCAAAGUGGAAUGGAAUCUUCUCCUCUCAAAGGAAGGGUGGUGUUUUGUUUGAAUUGCAGUUACGGUAGCGCACGAGUGUGUGUGGCUCUCUUUUCUUAUCUUCUUCGGCUCCUCCGUCAGCAUAAACACAACUCUAAAGCUGAAAGAUUAUGUGUUUUGGGCUUCCUCUGUUUGCUUCUUGUGUCAGAGCUUCCCUCCGAGUCAUGUCUGGAGAAGAAGCGCAUCAGAAAUCCAUGGCGGACUCGGCGUGGCUGGAGGAGCUGCAGUUGCCUCAGGUGCUGAUCUCUGAGAGAGUGCGCUCGUUGCAUGCGACCAUCGAGCAAGAAUGGGAUUACCUCCGGCGCAGCGCGUGCCAGACCGCCGCCGGCCGGGCACUGUGGAAUCACGUGAUUCGUGAUCCCCUGGCUGCGGUGCUUGCAGGAGAGAGCUACCUCAGAAGCCUCUACGAGAAGAUGAGGCAGGACAGGCUUAGCAAUGCCCGAGAAGUCUCGGGGGUGAUUCUGGCAGUACGAACUCUUUGGUUCGAUUCCAGGAUCGAAGCUGCCAUCAAUUCCUUCGGCGACAGGGGAGCUCAUCAGGUGGUUCUUCUCGGUGCAGGCAUGGAUGCGAGAGCUUACCGCCUCAGCUGCCUCAAGGAAAGCGUUGUAUUCGAAGUGGACUUCCCUGAGCUCUUGCAGAUCAAGGUUUCCCUCCUCAAGGAAAUGAUGGCAUCUUCCAAAGACCAACAAAUCGUGAUGAUAGCCAAGUCCCUGGUCAGAGUGGCAGCUGACCUCAGGGAAGGGGACUGGAUCGAGGAACUGCAGAAGCGUGGGUUUGUUCCUACAAGGAACACCGUGUGGGUGCUCGAAGGCAUCCUCUACUACCUGUCUCACCUCCAUGCCAUGCAAGUUCUUGAGGUCAUCGCUGCCAACUGCAACUUGACCCACACCGUCCUCCUCGCGGACUUCAUGAACAAAUCUUCGGUUUCCCUCUCCAACUCCACCUUCCAUUUCUACAGUGACUGGCCAGACCAUUUGCUGCCCACGCUCGGGUAUUGCCAUGUCAAGCUCUCACAACUAGGGGACCCUGAUGCUCACUUUGGCUUGCUGCAUGACCCCCAGAACCUGUUCAACAAGUUAAGGAGCUUGCCCAGAUCCAUGGAGACUCACCCGGAGGAUGGAACACCAUGCCGACGGUUGUACCUGGUGGAAGCCUCCGGAGGUCCAAGCCAGGAUAGCUGAUAGAUCAAGAGAUUCCAAGGAAGAGGAAACAUGCAUGUUCUGAGACAUAUACAUAGUAGAUUCUAUAGUUCCAUAGCUCCUCUUAUUAAUUUCCUUGAUUCAUGCAGAAACAGAAACUUGUACCUGUUCUUGAUUCAUGUAUAUGUGCAUAAUGCACAAAGCUAGUGGAAUGAAUGGCAAAGGAAAUUGCAAAACAAA